GUGAUGUCGUAAAGCGUUGGUGCCGUAAACCAGGUGCGGCUAAGGGGAGGGAGGAGGACACCGAAGAGGGGGUGGGGGGGGGAGAAGAGCGGGUGAGAGAGGAGGUGACUCUCCCGCACCAUUUAGACACAACGAAAGGAUCAUGGCGGAUGGCCCCAGGUGUAAGCGCAGAAAGCAGGCCAACCCGAGGAGGAACAACGUGACCAACUACAAUAAUGUGGUGGAAGCUGGCACAGACUCGGACGACGAGGACAAGCUGCACAUCGUGGAGGAGGAAGCCAGCCUGGCGGACGGGGCGGAGUGCGACAGCACCCUACCAGACGACGAGCACCCCAGGGAGCACUGGGAUGGAGUGAAAGAAGACUGCGUAUCGGACGGCGAGGACGACGCGAGCACGGACGCAUUGGUGGAGGAGAUGCUGCAGCAGGGGGACACGGCCGUCAUUUACCCAGAAGCCCCGGAGGAUGAGCUGCAACGCCACGGGACUCCCGAAGCCGGCAUUCACGAUGAAAAUGGAACUCCCGAUUCCUUCUCUCAGCUGCUCACCUGCCCUUACUGCUCGCGUGGCUACAAGCGUUACAGCUCCCUGAAAGAGCACAUCAAGUACCGGCACGAGAAGACCGAGGAAUGCUUCAGCUGCCCCGAAUGCAGCUACACUUUUGCACACCGCGCACAACUGGAGAGACACAUGACGGCCCACAAGCCAGGAAGGGAUCAGAGACACAUCACGCAGUCGGGAGGCAAUCGCAAAUUCAAGUGCACGGAAUGUGGCAAAGCGUUUAAAUAUAAGCACCAUCUGAAGGAGCACCUACGCAUCCACAGCGGAGAGAAACCCUACGAGUGCUCCAACUGCAAGAAGCGCUUCUCCCACUCGGGCUCUUACAGCUCGCACAUCAGCAGCAAGAAGUGCAUCAGCCUCAUCUCCGUCAACGGGAGACAACGGCUGAGCAACACCAAAACCCAGACCCAGGUUCAGACUCCAAUCCUUCCCACGUCACCCUCUGCCCUCCGCACACAGAUUAGAGAGAAGCUAGAGCACAGCAAGCCCCUGCAGGAACAGCUGCCCCUCAACCAGAUCAAAAGCGAGCCUAUGGACUAUGAAUACAAACCCGCAGUGAUGGCAUCCCCAGCUGUGGCCGGCAUGAAUGGUGGCGUUUACAGCGGAGGGGCUGCAGCUCCUCUGCAGGGCACAGUCCAAGCUGUGGUCCUGCCCACUGUGGGCCUCGUGUCACCCAUCAGCAUCAACAUAGCAGACCUCCAGAAUGCUCUCAAAGUGGCCGUGGACGGUAAUGUUAUUCGCCAAGUCCUGGAAAGCAAUGCCAAAGGCCAGGGCCAGGCCAAUUUGGGGUUAACCACUGGAACGCUCCAUCCUUCCCAGCAGCAGCUCAUCUCAGCCAUCAGUUUGCCUAUUGUGGGUCAGGAUGGCAACGCAAAAAUCAUCAUAAACUACAAUUUAGACCCCAACCAAGCCCAGCUCACAGCGCAAAACCUUAAGAAGGAGCCUGAACUGUUCUCGACUACUCAGCCAACCACAGAGCCAUCUAAGUAUCAGAAACUCCCUGAAGAUCUGACCAUCAGAAGCAAGAGGGCCACUGAUACUAAAGAAGAGGAUAAAACCACUAAGACUUGUCUCCUGUGUGAUAGUUGUCCCGCUGGGCUGGAAGCCCUCCAUGCCCUCAAACACUGCAAGAAGGAGAGUCUCAGGCUCAAUGGAGAGUCUGCUGUUGCUGCCCUACUGUCAGAGGGAGGACUUUCCAACCAGCCCAAGAACCUCUUGUCCCUGCUCAAGGCCUACUUUGCCUUAAAUGCAGAGCCCAGCAAGGAAGAACUGGCCAAGAUCUCCGACUCAGUCAGCCUUCCAAUACAUGUUGUCAAGAAGUGGUUUGACAAAAUGCAGGAGGGUCAAAUAUCCCUUGGUGCCCCCACACCUCCUUCUGAAGAAGAGGACGCCUGCGAUACCAACAGCGUCGUAUCGCUGAUCCAGGGGAAGGCGAUGGCCUCCAUGAGUCCUUCUGUGACUCAGGACAGUCCUACAGAAGCAACCCCAGCGGAGGUCAACGGCUCCCACAGCUCUCCGGCUUCUCCUUUACCACUAAACCCGAGAGCUGACGGUCUCCUUCAAGACCUGCCCCUUCACAGCACUGACGCACCACUAGACCUGUCCCUGCCAAAGCCCGACAAAGAGGAAACCGAUGGCGUGGUUGUAAAAUCCCGCAACUACCCUUCACCUUCUUCUGUCCGUACCAAUCUGGAUGAACCUUUGAACUUAACUUGCACAAAGAAAGACUCGUCGCCACUCUCAUGUGUGGGCUCCGGCCCUGUCGCACUGUACGCCAGCCCACCAAGUGCCAAAUCCCUUAAUAUCAUGACCACUCAACUCCCCACGCUGGUGGCCAUUGCAGACCAGAGCCCCAUGCAAUGUCUCAGGGCACUGACCACCAACAACAAACAGACCAUCCUGAUCCCUCAGCUGGCUUACACUUACACCACUACGGCUAGCAGCCCUUCCAGAACUGAGACGCAGGAAACCAUCCACCUCAACGGAAUCAAGGAAGAGAAGCAGGACACGGGCUCUGAGGGCACGUCGGCCAUGGAGGAACACAACGACUCGGACUCGGGCCCGCUGAGGAAGAAGAUGAAGAAGACGGAGAGCGGCAUGUACGCCUGCGACCUGUGUGACAAGAUCUUCCAGAAGAGCAGCUCGCUGCUCCGACACAAAUACGAACACACAGGGAAACGACCACACGAGUGCAGCAUUUGCACCAAGGCGUUCAAACACAAACACCACUUAAUCGAACACAUGCGGCUCCACUCGGGGGAGAAACCCUACCAGUGCGACAAGUGCGGCAAACGCUUCUCCCACUCGGGCUCGUACUCGCAGCACAUGAACCAUCGCUACUCUUACUGCAAGAAGGAGUCUCAGAGCCAAGGCGGAGGCCGGGAGAGCCCGGAGGAGGACGCCCUGAGCCGGGCGCGGGGCUCGCACCUCGCGCCCUUCCAGAUGGACUCGGACGAGCGAGGGAGCAGCACCAGAGAGGACGAGGAAAGCGAAGAGUUCGAAGAGGAGGAGGAGGAGGAAGGCGCGGUCGACAUGGAUGACAUCCAGGUGGUGCAGAUAGGCGACGAGGGCGGGGACGACGACAACCAGGCCGAGGAGAAGACGGAGGAGACCGAGGGGGGAGCCGACACGAGACAGGCGGCGGGGGAUGAGCCGAUGGACGACGGAGAACGGGACGUGACGCGGGAACGAGAAGAGGACGGCGGGGAGGUCGCGGGGGAGAACGGCGGCGAAGAGGAGACGCAGGAGAAAGGAGAGAGUGACUGAAAGACGAGAGGAGCCAGCAGACUCCUGCUCCACUCGUUCGUGCCCGCUCGCUUCAUUCAGUUCACUACUGUGUAGAAAUCCUGGUGUGCCUGAAAAAUUGAAAACAAAACAAAAACAUACUAGUGACUUUUCCACAGGGAAGAAGAAGAAAAACAAACAAUUCUCAAAAACCAUUUGUAAAGAGAAAAAUAUGAAGAAUGCAAAUUUUACUAAAGGAAGGAAAUGCAUUAUACAGACUUUGGAAGCUAGAGCCGACAAGUUUUAGAUAAUGUUUUGUUACUAAAACACCUUGGUUCAUUUCUUUGUAUCAGUGUUACUAAUUUCGCCACUCAUAUUUUAACCCUUAAAUGCUGUACAGUUGGGAGAUAUUUCUAUACCUUUUUAUUGCUAAUGAACGUGAGAAAAAAAAAGUCAGUAUUUUAUUAAGUUGGAAGGAAAAUAAGACAAAUCCUGUGCACUACAAGUGGCUUGGUUUACGUGACGAGCGAGCAGUUCAGUUGUGUUUUUCUACCCUUCAGUAUUACGCGCACGAGAGACGCCGCAACGUCGCGCUGAUUUUGGUUUCUACUAGUUUUCCGAUUGGGAUCGUGAGCCUUAAGAAUAAAAAAAACGUCAGCGAGAGGACGGGUCUUUGCAGCUCUUUUGACUUUUCAGGGGACUUUUGCUUUUCUGUGCAAAUUCUUGACAUUUUGGGACAAACGCUUGUUCACUUUUUCUUUCUCACACAACCGCGGGCCAACUAAAUACAUAAAUAUGACGUCAAACCCAUGAACAAAAGUACGAGAUUAGCAAUACUAUAUUCAUGAAAACCAGGGAUUUUUUUUUUUUUUGGAUCGAUUUUAAGUAUUAAGGCCACACUCAUUUAUGGAAUUCCAAAGAUAAAGUUGACAUAAUACGAGCAUGAAGUUGUAAUACUGUAUUUGUCGCAGGGAAACACAAAAUUACACGAAAAUAAUAUUACAAUUACUAGAAUCAAGUCAAAACAAUUGAAAUAAAUGUUGGCAAAUGUGAGGGGGUGAGAUAAAUUGUGAUUAAAAUUAAAAUUUAUGUCCUGUUUUUGUAAAUGACAGACACACAAACGCAAUUGUCAACAUUUUUGUGGAAAAAUUUCACAUUGACUUAAAAAAACUCAUAAUAUACAGUAUUACUGCUUAGUUGUGAUAACAUUGUGGCAUUAAUAACAAUAAUUUAUUCAUACAGUGUUACUCCUACCCCCCCAGUGUGAUCCAAAUACUGUACGCGCUACAAUAGUAUUUUGCUUUCAUUUCCUCUCUACAAUAUAAAACACAAGAGGUACGCGUGCUUUUGAGCUGCCACGGCAUUGAUACUUCUUAAAGCGGUCAAAGGUCAAUGAUAUUGUUGUUUAAAAGUUUGAACUCUUUUCAUUACAAUGACAUUCUGCCAUAAAAAGAUUCAUAAGGCUGUUCAUUAUAUUUUACAUUAACAUUCAUGAAAUAACAUUCAACGAGCAGCCAGGAUGUCUCAAAACUUGUUCAGUUUGUAUUUUUUACACAUGAAACUAAGAUGCAAUGUAGUUUUUUUUUUUUUUUUGUGUGUGUGUAACUUUACUUUCUAGCCGCAUGGACAAGAGAGAGUUUUCUCCCACCCCAAAAUGUCAAAAUAUGCUUAAAAAUGUUUAGAAGCUAGUAAAAAAAAAAAAGUUUAGGGAAUUGUUUUGUUUGUUUGAAAUUUCCUUUAGAUAUCCAAACCUCCCACCAACCCAACUUUCUGAGCCUUAUGCAUAAAUUUACAAAAAAAUAAAUAAAAACUAUGAGAAACAAAGUGAAAGAUGCAUAUAUGAAAAGUGCCAUUACGCUGUGGAAGUUGAGCAGCUCCGAUCAGGUAUUAGCAGAUCCCAGACCGGUCAGUCGACAAAAGAGUCCAAGCUGGCCUAUUACGUUGUUGCGUAGUUACAAAUAUUGCGUCAUUUUUGGAAAGGUAUUACUUCAUUGGAGCAAGGAUUAGCACACGCGACUUUUGUCAUUGUUGUCAUUUUGUUUUCUGCCUUUUUCUAAGCUUGUUCAGUGCACUUGUUUUAACACACAGUGAUCAAAUGUCUCUUCAGGUAACGCAAGCAAAUUCCAGGAGCUUCUUUUCAACAUGUCAGUAUUAUUUUUGACCUGUUAUUUUGUUUUGAUUUUUACUUUUUUUUGUUUGUUUUGUUCAGUUCCUGUGUGUGUACUGUAUGUUCAGCAGUUGCAGUAUUAUUACCCUCCCCCCCUUCCCCCAAAAGAGAUGGGUUUGUCUGUUUAGCCAUAGAGAACAUUUAUAUUUAUGUCUUAUUUUUUUAUAUUUCUUUAUGGUUUAUUUAUUACACUAUGUAGUGUACAUUACUGUAGUUUGUAUUAAUACGAUAAUAUAUUUUAGUAUGGGAAGAAGAAAAAGAAAAGAUUCAAAAGGUAACAACCACAAGCCUGAAACAAAUGAGACUCCGGCAAACUGAAGUUUUUUGUUUUUUUUUUGUUCUCCAAUGAAUAACCCCUCCCAAGCCUGAAAAAAUUGGAACCUGUGACCUCUUUGCCUCCAUGUUCAAGUUACUUUAGUUUUUCUCUCUAGUAUGAAGCUACUGAACUUUUUUUUUUAGAACAAAUACCUGUAUGUCUAAUAAAAUAGCAUGAGUGUGCCGUUGUAUCGAAGGAUGAACCGUAAAGCACCCAAACUGUCCUGUUUGCCACGCCAAGCCAAAAUAAUAAUUGUUCCCGUGCUUUUUUUUGUGCCAACAUGUUACUUUCGACAUUAUUGUCAAGACAAUGCCCACUUUUAUAAGGCCCUCUUCCCCUUUAACAGCCUCAUCUUUUUUUUUUUUUUAUUGUGAUUGUUUUCUCUCUCUUUUUUUUUUUUAAUGACUCCCCAUCUCACAAUAAAAUACACCAAAUGCAAACGUG
This is a messenger RNA of Syngnathoides biaculeatus (alligator pipefish), 6210 nucleotides long. RefSeq names its product zinc finger E-box binding homeobox 1b (gene zeb1b). Lineage: Eukaryota; Metazoa; Chordata; Actinopteri; Syngnathiformes; Syngnathidae. The record is from RefSeq and is a predicted model, not a curated record. The transcript has 8 exons. Gene Ontology annotation, biological process: anatomical structure development; regulation of transcription by RNA polymerase II. Bases 143 to 3325 code for a protein of 1060 amino acids. Gene Ontology annotation, molecular function: RNA polymerase II cis-regulatory region sequence-specific DNA binding; DNA-binding transcription factor activity, RNA polymerase II-specific.